Messenger RNA from Pocillopora damicornis (cauliflower coral), 1282 nucleotides. RefSeq lists its product as uncharacterized. Gene Ontology annotation, cellular component: nucleus. Lineage: Eukaryota; Metazoa; Cnidaria; Anthozoa; Scleractinia; Pocilloporidae. Gene Ontology annotation, biological process: regulation of DNA-templated transcription. The record is from RefSeq and is a predicted model, not a curated record.
AUGCAACAUAGCGAGUCAGAAAAUGUCCGCGAUAAAAAUUUCACGGAAUCUUCAGCAAACCUCGCGGCAGCUGUCGACGAUGGAUUUGCAAAGGACAAGCAAACAGUAGAAAUGGAAUUUGCACAAACGCAAUAUAGUCCAAGAGGUGUUGUACUACUAUACUUUAGAGGCGAACCUGCUGCAGAAGUGGACAGGCAUUUUUCCAGGACCUUUGCGGAGUUGUGCUGUCUUCCUGGUUCAAGUUCCCCGGAGAACAGUUUGGAAGAUUCCCAUUUCCAAGGUCAGGUUCCACGUAAUUUCUCGCUCGUAAGGGAAAUAUUGAAGGUUAUUUCAGGAAGAACAUGUGUUCCAAUCCCCAUGUCGCAGAGGAAUCUGCCGCCGUCGUUUUGGAAUCCGUCUCACAAGAACAAAUCCCAACACCCAGCUCAUACAGGCUCAAGUCACCAUGGCAACUCAGUAAACAUAUUUCAGCAAAAGCAUAAUAUGAUGAAUCAUUAUAACAGCAACUACCAACCAACUGUGCGCUAUGAUAACUUCAAUCGUCAUACUGAGUCAAAUUUUGUUCACACGCGAACAAUCCCAGUGUCCUAUGCACAACUAGCAACAGGGACUAUAAAAAGCGACUCCUCAGGGCCACAAAUACGUGUUCAACCUUUCCAUGCAUUCCUGCAUUCAUUACCGCACGAGUCUGCCUCACAGAAUAGCGACCUGGAGCCGAAUUCAUUACGGUUUGAUCCCAGCUAUAAUUCACUUCUUGUUCAGCCAGAUGUGAAGCCUCAUUUGCCGCACAUCCCUGGAGAACCAUCCUGCACAAGAACUGACGCCAGAAAUAAAAAUCCGGUAGGAUUUCCGGCAGAAUCACCCAUGAGAAAAGAAGAAAAACUAAGAAGUACCUCAACUAAAAUUUAUGCAUUUGAGUUAUCAGCCCAAGAUGAAUUUAAAAAUGAUCUGGAGUACUAGUAAUUAGUUAAGAUUAAAUAGAGUGCAUGAGGCCGCAACAUUUGAGGUAACUGUUACGAACUUGAAUGUUAAAACAAUUAUGUGUUGCCAUUUCUAAAGAAUUUGUGUUGACAAAAUUUGAGGGUUCCCAAGCUAAAAUUAUAGAAGUACUUCAAAUUAUUCAAAUAAGAGGAAUGCAAGAAUAAGUAUCGGUAGUUACCUUUUAAAAAGUAGCGAAAUCGACUAAAGCUCGUCUAAAACUACCACGUAUUUGUCGGUGCGUGGAGGGAGGCGAAAACAAGAGAGACUAGAACAUUUCAAAAGUUGCCAUAAUGUGAAAAAG